GCUUCUUCUUUAUUUUGGACAACCACGACCAUAAUAUUACUCAAUAAUUAUAUAUUCCUUUUUAGCUGAGAUAUUAUAAAGGAGGGUAGGUUUUUUCUUUUUAAUAGUUAUCACGAGAACCUCACAAAAAUACGCGGCAAGGAGAGAGAGAGAGAGCGGUGGAGUCGUAAGUUUGCGUAGGAGAUAACGUCUUUUUCCCGUCGUCGGAGACGGAGGUUAUGCCUUUUGGCUCUUGAGGUUAUAUUAAGCUUUCAUUUCUAGUGCCUUUGAGAUAUGGAACAAGAUUACAUCUGCUCAGGCUGCUACCAGUUUCGGGUUUCUUCAUUGCAAGAAGCACUCGAUUUGCGGUUUCUUGCGCUCUCUGGUUUCCUUGGUGGCUCUUUCGUCAACUGCACUUAGUGGGCUCAUGUCUGCAAGUUAUCGCUUCUUCGCAUAGUCCUGAAGCCUCAUCUAAACCUGGUCCUUUCAGUAAAAAAACUGUCUUAGUCCCCUAUUCCAUCAUGUCUGGUUCUUAUGGGAGCUGACUAACGAAGGAUGUACAAGCUUCUUUUCAAGUUUUGACAUGUCGUAGCUUUGAUAGUCUUUUCCUAGAGUCUCUGAACGUUCCUUCCUGUUGGUUCAUUGCGUCUUCCAGUCCUCAAUAUGUUUUGCCUUCUUCUCUUGGUGUCUUUCUUUUGCCUUGCUGGUCAACCGAGUGAUUUUCAAAGUAAAUAGCGACCAGCCUACCCAGCGGGAGAAACUUUGAGUUUGCUACUAUACGAACAACUGGAAACUGAAAUUAUACAUUACAGACAAAAAAUAAAGGAGAUACUUUACUUCACUGUAGAGGGGAUGGAGAGGUAUAAUUUAAUCAAAGAAGUUGGUGAUGGAACUUUUGGGAAUGUUUGGCGAGCUGUCAAUAAACAGGCGGGUGAAGUUGUUGCAAUUAAAAAAAUGAAGAAGAAGUAUUUCUCUUGGGAAGAAUGUAUGAAUCUGAGGGAAGUGAAGUCACUUAGCAGAAUGAAUCAUCCAAACAUUGUAAAGCUGAAGGAAGUCAUCCGGGAGAAUGAUAUCCUAUACUUUGUGUUCGAGUACAUGGAGUGCAAUCUUUACCAGCUUAUGAAGGAUCGUCCUAAGCUUUUUGCGGAAUCUGAUGUCAGAAAUUGGUGCUUUCAAGUCUUCCAAGGCCUUUCUUACAUGCAUCAGCGUGGAUACUUCCACCGUGAUCUUAAGCCAGAAAAUCUAUUAGUCUCUAAAGAUGUCAUUAAGAUUGCUGAUCUUGGCCUGGCCCGGGAGAUUGAUUCGAGUCCACCUUAUACAGAGUAUGUCUCGACACGCUGGUACAGGGCACCUGAAGUACUGCUACAGUCGUAUGUGUACACGUCAAAAGUUGAUAUGUGGGCAAUGGGCGCUAUUCUGGCUGAGCUGUUGUCUCUUCGCCCUCUCUUCCCUGGAGCUAGUGAAGCAGAUGAGAUCUAUAAAAUCUGUAGUGUGGUAGGUAGCCCAACUGAAGAGACAUGGUUGGAGGGACUUAAUCUUGCUAGCGUCAUCAAUUACCAAUUCCCUCAGCUUCCGGGUGUACACCUCUCAAGCUUGAUGCCAUAUGCUACUGCAGAGGCCGUUAACCUUGUUGAGCGUCUCUGUUCAUGGGAUCCCUGUGAUAGGCCGACUGCUGCAGAGGCUUUGCAGCAUCCGUUCUUCCAGAGUUGCUACUAUGUUCCACCAUCUCUCCGUGCCAAACCGUCUGUUGGACAGAGAGGGUCUCUCGAGCAUCAGCAGCAAUCCGUCAAGAGGUUGCCAGCGACUUUGACCUGUACUGCUAAUAAUAAUAAGGCGUUCAACAGUUAUGCUACUCCAAAGGCGAAUGCUCUUCCUUACGGUGCUUGUCAGACCCAGAGGAAGCAGGAGAUGUCUAAUAAGAUUAACCAGGAGACAUCAUGGAACAGCAAACCUGUGGGAAGUUAUAAUGUCAGAGAUGCUAAGUAUAUACCACCACCUGGAAGGAAGAGUCCUCCAUCAAUGAACAAGAAGUGGGUCUUUCCUCGUGGGCCAUCAGAGAAUGCAAAUAAACUGGCAAAUGCUGCGGUGGGAGGUGGAAGAUGGAGUCAAAGGCAGACACAACAACCGGCAAUGAAGGCAGGGUGGGUGGGGGAUAGUGGUGACAUGUUUCUCAGACCUACACAGCCUCCCAAUCCCUACUCUAGGAGAAUUGCUGGUUAAUGGUCCAAGGGUCUUUCCUAUGACCCCACACCCAUCGUCAUCUACUACUACCCGAGAGUCCAAGUCGAAAGUUUGAAGACUGUUGAUUGCCUUUUAUUUGUGUUUCUUCUUCCAAAACUCUUGUUUAUCUAUGGAUCUUUCGUCGUUCUGUUCUUUAUGUUCUUGACGUUUUGAAUUCAAGUGUCUGUGUAUGGAGUAUUCUUUUCAUUUUCACAAUGAAGCUCUCGACUUUUGGACCAA
This is a messenger RNA of Brassica napus (rape), 2439 nucleotides long. Its product is annotated as cyclin-dependent kinase F-4. The record is from RefSeq and is a predicted model, not a curated record. Gene Ontology annotation, molecular function: protein serine/threonine kinase activity; ATP binding. Gene Ontology annotation, cellular component: nucleus; cytoplasm. The transcript has 13 exons. Gene Ontology annotation, biological process: intracellular signal transduction; protein phosphorylation. NCBI's taxonomy places the organism in Eukaryota, Viridiplantae, Streptophyta, Magnoliopsida, Brassicales, Brassicaceae. Bases 832 to 2199 code for a protein of 455 amino acids.